Messenger RNA from Magnolia sinica, 1591 nucleotides. RefSeq names its product glyceraldehyde-3-phosphate dehydrogenase B, chloroplastic. NCBI's taxonomy places the organism in Eukaryota, Viridiplantae, Streptophyta, Magnoliopsida, Magnoliales, Magnoliaceae. The transcript is spliced from 9 exons. Bases 54 to 1415 code for a protein of 453 amino acids. Gene Ontology annotation, molecular function: NADP binding; glyceraldehyde-3-phosphate dehydrogenase (NAD+) (phosphorylating) activity; NAD binding. The record is from RefSeq and is a predicted model, not a curated record. Gene Ontology annotation, biological process: glucose metabolic process. Gene Ontology annotation, cellular component: chloroplast.
GAUAAAUGUAUAAAUGUGGUUGUAAGGUUGAACCAUAAGCUCUAGUUGCAGAGAUGGCCACACAUGCAGCUCUUGCUUCCUCGAGGAUUCCUACUAACACUAGGAUUCCUUCCAAGGCUUCCCACCACAGCCAUGCCACUCCGUGCUUUUCAAAGAGAUUGGACGUGGCUGAAUUCUCGGGUCUUCGAUCUAACACAUGUGUGACCUAUGCCAAACAUGCAAGAGAAGCGUCCUUCUAUGAUGUUUUGGCUUCCCAGCUCACUCCCAAGACCGUUGGAUCGACCCCGAUUAAAGGAGAGACAGUCGCAAAGCUGAAGGUGGCCAUUAAUGGCUUUGGACGUAUCGGUCGGAACUUCCUCCGUUGCUGGCAUGGUCGGAAGGACUCACCACUCGACGUCAUCGUUGUGAAUGACAGCGGUGGUGUGAAGAACGCAUCUCACCUUCUCAAAUAUGAUUCGAUGCUCGGAACGUUUAAAGCAGAUGUGAAAGUCGUGAACAAUGAAACAAUUAGUGUUGAUGGUAAGCCGAUCAAGGUUGUGUCCAAUCGCGAUCCCUUAAAGCUACCGUGGGCCGAACUAGGCAUUGAUAUUGUCAUUGAGGGCACAGGAGUUUUCGUGGAUGGCCCGGGUGCAGGAAAACACAUACAAGCCGGCGCUACGAAGGUCAUCAUAACAGCCCCAGCCAAAGGGGCUGACAUUCCAACCUACGUUGUCGGAGUGAAUGAAGGCGACUACUCCCAUGAGGUGUCAAACAUCGUAAGCAACGCAUCUUGUACCACGAACUGCCUAGCUCCUUUCGUGAAGGUCCUGGACGAAGAGUUCGGAAUUGUCAAGGGAACCAUGACAACCACUCAUUCCUACACUGGCGAUCAGAGGCUACUUGAUGCGUCCCACCGUGACCUGAGACGAGCAAGAGCUGCAGCAUUGAACAUUGUUCCUACAAGCACUGGCGCAGCCAAGGCCGUGUCUUUAGUGCUGCCCCAGCUCAAGGGCAAGCUAAACGGGAUUGCUCUCCGAGUGCCUACUCCCAACGUCUCAGUCGUCGAUCUUGUUGUGAAUGUUGCAAAGAAGGGACUUAGUGCCGAGGACGUCAAUGGAGCCUUCAGAAAGGCUGCUGAUGGCCCACUAAAUGGAAUCUUGGCGGUCUGCGAUGUGCCACUUGUUUCAGUGGACUUCCGUUGCAGCGAUGUCUCCUCCACCAUUGAUUCAUCACUGACUAUGGUGAUGGGGGAUGAUAUGGUCAAAGUGGUAGCAUGGUAUGACAAUGAAUGGGGAUACAGCCAACGUGUGGUCGAUUUGGCACAUUUGGUGGCAAGCAAGUGGCCUGGAGUUGCCGUGCCCGGAAGCGGAGACCCUUUGGAAGAGUUCUGCAAGCAGGAACCUGCGACGGAGGAGUGCAAAGUCUAUGAAGCUUAAAGCAUUACAUUCUUUCUGAUCAAAGAAAAGAUUAUUAAUUGUAUGAUUUGUGAUUAACAUAAUGGCUAUUAAGGCCUAAGGUUUUCUACACUUCCUUUUUUAAGUGAAGGUUUGCAGGGAAAAUGAAUAAUUUCUUAAUCUUAGAAUAAUGCAUUUGGAGGAAUGCUCUUUCUUUC